UGAUAUUGUUGACUGUCGUUUAGCUAUCAUAAAAUGGUUCAAACAUGAAAAAUCACCCGGCGUUGCAAUUGAGAGCCAAAAAUGUCAGAUUCGCUCGCAGUUCUCUAUAAUCUUCUAACUCAGUUAUCAGAUGGCAUACUGGACUCUCUCUCCGCAUUAAACUACACUCCUCCAGAAGGCUCCACUGUCUCUACCAAAUCCAUACUCGAAUCUCUUCUCUCUAAACAAAACUUCAAGCGUAACCCUGAAAUCACUGAAACCCAACUCCACAAUUCAAUCAAGGACUUCGCUUUAGCAUGUGCUUUACUGUCCUCUUCGCAGACCUCGACCCAUGAAUUGCUUUUGUGGAUACCCAAUGAACUUUCGAUUACGGCGACUGCGGUUUUGAAGGAGUUUUCGAGGGUGUAUUUCGGGAGUGUUUUUGGGGAUAGAAAUGAGAGAAGGGUUAGUGAAUUGUUGGGUUUGGAUUGUGGUUUGUUGAGUGAAGAAAAGAGGUUGGUGGUGGUGUUGAUGCCUGAGGUUUUGCCUGAGUUGAAAGGGAGUAUUAAGGAGAGUUCUAUUGACAAGAAUACUGAUGGAGAUGAGGUGUCUGCUGCCUCUGCUCGGGCACCGGUUGGUUUUGCCAUUGUCGCUGCCUAUCAGUUUAGAUGGUUUAUUAGUCAGGUUGAUUAUCCACAUUUGGGAAAAGUGUCUAAUUUGGUGAUUCCUUGUGGGUUGACUGCACUUGAUCACUGGUCACCAGAGGUGAAAGGGCAAGGCAUGAUUAGUUUCAUACAUCUUGCAAAAAAUUUGAAUGAUGCUGAGUUUGGUUGGUAUGAGGAUGUGAUUCUUGAUGCAUGCUGCCAGAAUAUUGCUUCGGCUGAUGAGAUAUGGUAUCAUGUAGUUGAGAUGUCAGUACUUCUUGUAACUUGCAUCCAGCGAAGUAAUCCUCGUAGUCCAUGGUUUGAAAGGAUGCUGAAUGAGAUGUUAAGUCACUUGGAGCGCCAACCAAGAAAUAAGGAUCGCUGCAUUGCAUGGCUUACAUUCAUAGAACCGCUUUUCCAUGCUGUUGGUCUUGUGUUAUUAGCUCAUUUUAGGCGGAUUUUCCCACUUUUCUUUCAGUGGAUGCAUGCUGAUGACGAUGAAACUGUUCUGCUAGUUCUUAAAAGGGUCCAAACAAUUGUAAGGUUAACAUGGAUAAGGAACACACCUUAUAUCGAAAGAUUGGUGGAUGAACUUGUUGUACUAUACAAGGAAGCAGCAUUGAAAAAAGCUCGUGAAGAAAUUAGAACUCAUGUUCUUGACAUACUGGUCUUGCUUCAUCAAUGCAAGGGCCUGCAAUUUGAAGCAACCUGGGACAAGCACAGGGAUGAUCCAAAUUUGACGACUCUUAGUUUCUCAUUAAGGGAAAGACAUUGUGAAUAAUGUUGCCACCCAUGCAGAACUUUUUCAGAGUUAUCGUCUUAAAGUGGAUCUGCUUGGACAGUAUUGAAUGUCUUGAUGGGAUGGAGCUAUGGAGGAAAUCGAAGAGGAAGUAACCUCUGCUUGUUUGCAUUAGACAUAUUCCUAAAGGAAUACAGAGAAAUUUUCCUUCAACUAAAGACUCCCGGCAUAUGGAUUGCAUGGUUGCAACGGCUGCAAACAGCUGCUCUUCCUUUUGCAGAUAGCGUGAGGGAUGCUGGUUUACCUUGUCUAUGAUUUUUUCCCCUUUUCUGAUACAGCUAUAGCUUAUCUUAGGAAUGGUUUAUGAACACAUGCUAGUCCAUUGUUCACAAUCUGUAUAGUUGUUUUUCAGGCCUAAUUUUUAUCAUUAUUUUUUAAACUAAGUUCAUUUCAUUGAGGUGGACUUAAUGUCUAAUGUUGAAUGGCGGAAAAAAUCUAUAUAACCGGCUCUUAACCAA
Messenger RNA from Hevea brasiliensis (rubber tree), 1880 nucleotides. RefSeq lists its product as uncharacterized. The transcript has 8 exons. Bases 82 to 1404 code for a protein of 440 amino acids. The record is from RefSeq and is a predicted model, not a curated record. NCBI's taxonomy places the organism in Eukaryota, Viridiplantae, Streptophyta, Magnoliopsida, Malpighiales, Euphorbiaceae.